GAUGAUCAUUCAUAUUCCUUUUUCAUAGCGUUAAGCCGUGUUCGUUAAAAUAACGCAUCUAAAAUAUUAAUAAAUUGACUUUUUGUUGUGAAAUUCAGGAACUUGCUGUAAUUUAAAACAUUCUAAAUGGCAAAUAAUGGCGGUUGGUGUGGACGGGGUUUCAAACCACGCACUUUCCCGAAGCAUUCACCUUUAAUUUGUUACAAUAAACCUGCCUCGGCGCAGGUCAAUCAAAAGGUCUAUGACGAUAAACGGUUUGCCGCGCUAUCAGGUGAGCUCGUAGAGACAUUGGUUGUACCAAAACGCACUGCACGCACUUGGACAAUGCUGGCGGGGGAUUUAUGCCGAGUCACGGUUUGCGAAGGCUCACAAGUGGGUGACGUGAACUUAUGGAACUUGGAGAAUACCAAGGAGCACUUCUAUUCGGGUAAAACACGUCAAUUGCACAGUACACACUUGAAAGUUUACGAUCGUUUGUGGAGUAAUUUACCUUAUUUACGUCCGAUGGCCACUUUCGUUCACGACUCUCUGGCAAGUUAUGGUAUUGAUGAGGAUGGUGGCUCUUUGCAUGAUGUGAUCGGCACGCGUUGCGAUGACUACACUUACAAAUUGAUAACGGGCAAAGAUCGCAUUGGUAGUUGCCAUAGUUCGUUGACGAAAGCUGUGGUGGAGGAGCGUGGUAUGAGUGAAGAAGAUGUACAUGAUGUGUGGAAUAUUUUCAUGUGUACUGGUUUCACAAGAGACACUCAACAAUAUUUCUGCAAACCUAGUCCAGCUCGUAAAGGUGAUUAUAUUGAAUUUAUUGCCGAUAUGAAUCUGUUGGUAGCAUUGAGCGCUUGUCCACAAGGUGAUGUUUCUAUAACAGUGGGCGAGGAAGUACCUGUUGAUGUCUGUCAUCCACUAAAGGUCGAAGUUUUUCGUCAAAAGCUAUAAUGCCAUUAAAACGGCGCUUGAAUCUAAUUUUGAAUUUGAAUUAUUCAUAAAUCUCUUAAAUACAAUUUUUAAA
Molecule: messenger RNA, 1006 nt
Organism: Ceratitis capitata (Mediterranean fruit fly)
Lineage: Eukaryota; Metazoa; Arthropoda; Insecta; Diptera; Tephritidae
Exons: 2
Coding region: 127-933 (268 amino acids)
Source: RefSeq, a predicted model, not a curated record